Messenger RNA from Hyaena hyaena (striped hyena), 1727 nucleotides. Its product is annotated as T-cell-specific guanine nucleotide triphosphate-binding protein 2-like. NCBI's taxonomy places the organism in Eukaryota, Metazoa, Chordata, Mammalia, Carnivora, Hyaenidae. The coding region runs from base 148 to 1425 and encodes 425 amino acids. Gene Ontology annotation, biological process: cellular response to interferon-beta; defense response. The record is from RefSeq and is a predicted model, not a curated record. Gene Ontology annotation, cellular component: endoplasmic reticulum membrane. The transcript has 2 exons. Gene Ontology annotation, molecular function: GTPase activity; GTP binding.
UACAAGAGUGAGUGAUCCUGUUGUGGGCAGCUGGGAACAUUUCAACCAGACACAGCAUUUCAUGCACUGCCAGUGGACAUAUUCAUAGCUCAACCCUGACACCAAGUCUCUUUUCUUUCAGGAGCUGUGCCCUCUACUGCUCCAGCCAUGAGUCAGCCCUAUUCUUCUACAUCCUUUAAUAAAAAGGAUGGUGACUUGGCCUCGAGCUUUGACAAGUUUUUUAAAGAAUUCAAGCUGGAAAGCAAAAUCCUCUCUCAGGAAACCAUCAAGUUGAUUCAAUCACACCUGAAGGAGGGGGACCUUCAAAGAGCUGUUUCUGCUAUUAAUGAUGCAUUGAGAGACAUUGACAAUGCCCCACUGAGCAUUGCUGUGACUGGGGAGUCUGGGACAGGGAAGUCCACCUUCAUCAAUGCCUUGCGGGGAUUGGGGCAUGAGGACGAAUUGGCUGCUUCCACCGGGGAACUGGAGACAACCUUAGAGAGAACCCCAUACAGCCACCCAAAGUUUCCCAAUGUGACAUUAUGGGACCUGCCAGGCAUGGGCACCACUACCUUUCAACCACGGAAGUAUCUGGAGGAAAUGAAAUUUGGUGAGUAUGACUUCUUUAUUAUCAUCUCUGCUACACGCUUCAAACUCUAUGAUGCACAACUGGCUACAGCAAUUAGAAAAAUGAAGAAAAAUUUCUACUUUAUUCGAACUAAAGUGGACAGUGACUUACAUAGUCUAAAACUGAGUAAACCCACCACAUUCAAUGAGCAUGAAAUCCUGCAAAGGAUCCGCAACGACUGUGUGACACAGCUGCAGAGGGCCAAUGUGAAUGAUGCUCAGGUCUUCUUAAUUUCCAGUUUUGAGCUAUCUAGCUAUGAUUUCCAAAACCUGGAGACCACCCUUCUGAGGGAGCUCCCAGCCCACAAGCGCCACAUCUUCAUGAAAUGUCUGCCGAAUGUUACCGAGGCCGCCAUUGACCAGAAGAGGGAUUCCCUGAAACAGAAGGUCUGGCUGGAGGCUCUGAAGGCUGGAACAUCUGCUACCAUCCCUCUCAUGGGAUUAAUCAGUAACAAUGAUGUGGAGAAGCUGGAGGAGACUUUAACCCUUUACAGGUCUUACUUUGGGCUGGAUGACACAUCCCUGGAAACCAUGGCCAAGGACUUGAAUGUGUCAGUGGAGAAACUCAAGGCAAACCUUAUAUCUCCCCAUUUGUUAUCAGUUGAGAAGGAUGAAUCCUUAGGGAAAAAGCUGUUAGGAUAUGUGGAAAAAUUCUGCUCUAUUAGUGGAGGCCUCAUUGCCACUGGUGUUUACUUUAGGAAGAUUUUCUAUUUGCAAAAUUAUUUCCUGGAGACUGUGGUGAGUGAUGCAAAACGUCUUCUUAAAAAAGAAGAGAUUUUUAGGGAUUCUGAGGGCUCUGAGCAAGCCUACCUACUUUAGCAUGUCAGGGAUGAUAAUGGGAUAAGUGAAGCAGCAAGAUUCCUGAAUUAUUUUCAAUGUUGUGACUUCCUUGAAGCAAUCCUGACUCACUGCCCUCAAGGAGUAUCACAGACAUUUCCAUAAUUCACUCUUGAAUCAACCACCAACUUAAUGACUAUUGACAGUGUGAGCAAUCAGCUCUCAAGAAUCCUUCUUUCAUAUUACCUUUCUUGGGAAAAUGGACAGAAAUCUGGAUUUUUUGCUUAGUGGACAGAAUAAUUCUAUACAUGAUUGUUACUUCAUACCCAGCACUGGUCUUUCUA